UCGAUGGUGCUGCUGAAGUUUUCAAGAUGUCGUCGCUGGAGCAGAGACUCUCCCGAAUCGAGGAGAAACUCAAGCAGGAAAAUAAAGAAGCUCGCAAACGAAUCGACCUGAACAUCGACAUGAGCCCGCAGCGGUCGCGUCCGAGGCCAAUCAUCGUGAUCCAGCUCAGUCCAGCUCCAGCCCCUUCCCAGCGCGCAGCUCUACAGUUACCAUUGGCCAACGAUGGAGGAAGUCGCUCGUCCUCCUCAGAAAGCUCUCCUCAACACCCCUCGUACCCCAGCAGACCCCGACAAAUGCUUACGCUUCCCACCCCACCUUACAGCCUACAGAAAAGCCUAGAGAAUGCUGAAAUUGAUCAAAAGCUGCAGGAAAUUAUGAAACAAACAGGAUAUUUAAAGAUUGACGGACAGCGUUACCCUGCAGAGGUGACGGAUCUGAUCAGCGAGGGAGAGAUUGGCAGUGGAACCUGUGGGCAGGUGUUUAAAGUUCGCUUUAAGAAGACUGGCCAUGUCAUCGCAGUUAAGCAAAUGAGGAGGACGGGUAAUAAAGAUGAGAACAAGAGAAUCCUCAUGGAUCUGGAUGUUGUAUUGAAGAGUCACGACUGUCCGUACAUCAUUCAGUGCUACGGAGCAAUAGUCACCAAUACGGAUGUGUUCAUUGCCAUGGAACUAAUGGGGACGUGUGCAGAGAAGCUGAAGAAGCGGAUCCAGGGGCCCAUACCGGAGGCCAUUCUGGGAAAGAUGACUGUGGCCAUUGUAAAGGCUCUGCUUUAUCUAAAAGAGAAACAUGGUGUCAUUCACCGAGACGUGAAGCCAUCUAAUAUCCUGUUGGACGCCAAAGGGCAGAUCAAACUGUGUGAUUUUGGCAUUAGUGGCCGACUGGUAGAUUCUAAGGCCAAGACUCGCAGCGCCGGCUGUGCUGCGUACAUGGCGCCUGAGAGAAUAGACCCUCCAGACCCCAGUAAGCCAGACUAUGACAUCAGAGCUGACGUCUGGAGUCUUGGCAUUUCUCUGGUGGAGCUAGCCACGGGACAGUUUCCUUACAAGAACUGCAAGACAGACUUUGAGGUUCUCACCAAAGUUCUGCAAGAGGACCCGCCGGUCCUUCCUCUCAGCAUGGGCUUUUCCCCUGACUUUCAGUCCUUCGUCAAAGACUGCCUCACAAAGGAUCACAGAAAAAGGCCAAAAUACCACAAGCUGCUUGAACACAGUUUCAUCCGUCGUUACGAGGUGUCAGAAGUAGACGUGGCGGGUUGGUUCCAGACGGUGAUGGAGCGCACAGAGUCUCCUCGCAGCAGUCAGUGCUUCAGCCAUCACCAGCUCCACUCUCUCUUCAGCAGGUAGCCAGGCGGAGAACGAGAGAAACGGAGGGAUGGCGGGAGAGAAAAAAAUGAUGCGAUUUUGAGAGGUUGAUUUAGAGACACAGAUGGACAGGUUUGAAAUAUAAAUUAUGUAAACGAAAGCGUGGAGAUGGACCGUUUGAGAGAAAGAAAUGGCUGAAACGAAAGCGAGAAUGUUCAUUUGGGAGUUUGACUGAUCGACAGACAAUCCUGGGCAGGUUUGAUGUAAAUCGGAAAUAUUUUUGUCCUUCUCAUCCACCCAUCGAACAGGAUGGACCAUUACAGGUUGCAGUCUAACAGAGUCACUGUGACGCGCGCACGCACGCACAUUUACAGUAACACACUGUUUCACUAAAUCACGAUCGCUGAAUGCCGUAUAAAGAGCAAAGCGUACAGUCCGUUCACUUCAAAAUCCAAAUCCACACGUCAUGGAAUCCUCCGUAGCCCCUUACUCAGGGACUGAACAGAGUAGUCGAACAACACUGUGCAAUGGUGUGUGUGUGAGUGUGUGUGUUAUCCGUUUAUUAGUCCUAGCUCUUCACUUUCCUGUACAGUUUAAGUACACUUAGCCGUUAGGCGAAUCUAAGCAAAUAGAAAUUAGCAACAUAAUAGCAGUGUGAUAUAUCAAAAACUAUGUUUUAUAGAAGUAUUCUUUUGCUAGCAAGCAUCAGCAGAUAUUUCAGUAAUUGUAACGUUAGUGAUUCUUAGUCGUAGAACUUCUAAUCCUUGGUGUUUAGAUUGUUAUAACUAGUUUGGUCUGGAAUUUCAUGUAUUGGAAUAGAUAUAUUGGCUAUGAGAGAAGGUCGUAUGUGAAGAUAAAACUAGUGGUUGAGCGAUAAGUCUAAUUUAAUACGCAGCGACAACUAUAAACAAACAAUUUUGGUUUGUUUUUCGAAAGCCUCGCAUUGGUUCAACCAGUGGUGUAAAUUUGGGGCGGGACUAUCUGCUUUGUCCGACCACUUUCAUUGGCCGAUAAUCUCAAAAUGCCCAAGUAUCGGACUUUUAUAUCGGUCUACCACUAGAUAAAACACAAAAAAAUUAGCCCAGAAUGUGUAAAGUCGUACACAGUGCACACCUCAGGAAGACGAGUGUUAGAAAUGUGUAUUUUAACCAGAUUUAGCUGUGUUUCAGUCUUAGAGCGUGAGGAAGAAACCGCAAUCGAGUCACCAAAAGCGUAGAUGAGAUUGUUGUCAUAGUCACUCAGAGUGGUGUUGAGAGACAAGCGGGGGAGUUGGAGUUUGUUCGGUUUGUUUCGAGCGUUUCCUCCAUGAGAAUAAAAAAAAUGUCUCAUUUUGUGAGUGGAACAUUUCUGCUCUGAUUCACCCGGCUCAUCUACCCAGACAACCGUUCAUCAUUUCAUUCUCUUUUUCCCAUGAGCAUUUGAGUUCCUGCAAACCAAAGCUUGUUUUUUUUUUUUUUUUUUUUUUUUUUUUUGUUUGUUUGUUUGUUUGUUUGUUUGUUUGUUUGACACAGCACUGCUUUUUUUCUGGCCAGCUGUUGUUCUCAGAGGAUUUCAGCACCUGCUCGUGGGUCGCGCUGAAGAUGUUCAGCGACUUUCACAACCAAAGCUGUAGAGUGUAAGAUUCACUGCUUUAAAAAGCCAAAUCACUGCUAGACUGAGUGCGAGAAGAAUGAAAACUUGACUAAACGAAUGAGAAAAGAGAGAUUCAGAUGGUAACAGUACGUUGAGACGGGAAGUACGGUGCUAUAUAAGGGAUUGAAGAAAGAGUCAUGAACGUAGGAGAGGAAAAUAGGAGGAAGGCAUAUAGAAAGUAUUAAAGAAAGUCUCCAGUGAAGUCUUAUGGAAAGUAUCAGCUCAUGUAUAGAGGUUUGCUGAGGUUGGUUGUUUUCUAGAUCGCUAGCUGGAUGUUGCAUAAAAGCUUUUGAUUUUUUUGAACCAAUGUACCAAUUUUUAUUUUUAGGGGUUGAUUAGUUUUUGCGUCUUACUGUUUUCAUUAUCCUUGAAACGUUGUUUGCUAUUAUUAUUACUAUUAUUAUAUUUAUUUAUUAUCUUGCUGCUACUGUUUACUUUAGAUGCUGCUGUCGAUGAUUAUAUUCCCCAAAGGAUAAUCCUUUUUGUUUCUGAACCAAAUGCAUAAAACACUGCAAUGUCUACACAUUUACCAAAUAUGAAAAUAAUAACCUGUAAAAUGCAUAAUGUCAUCCUUUAAGAGGCAAAAAAGAAAGCAAGCGAGGAGAUGAAGUAAACUGAGAAUAUAUAGACCUAUAUCUAUAUUUAUAUCUAAAUGGUUUGUUUUUGAAACUACGCCACUAUGCCAACUCACACAAGCAUCACCGCUCACUGUAGGCAACUAAUAAGAAUGACUUCCAGUUACUUCCAGGUAAUAUCUAUAUAUAUUUGAGCUAGAUUUUCUUUUGUUACACCAUUAGCUGUGGGUCACGCAGGCAGAUAUGUUUGUAAUUGUCCUCCUGUGUCCGUCCUGCGGUGGAUGAAUUCAUAAGUUUUAUUCUAAUCGAACUCAUCAGUCGUAAUGCAUUCUCCUCUUUAAAUAUUUGAGCUAUUUUGGUUAUGCUGUCAUGUUAAUUUUCAACUUUUUAGUCAAAGAAGUUUAGAUUUUGCCCCAAAUUUAGCAGUUAGCAGAUCUGAUCCUAGGGAUCUAAUUUUGGAAGUCCAUUAGUUUUCACUGAAUUGACGAAUCAAUUAAAAGGUCAGAAAAUACACUACUGGUCAAAAGUUUUUGAACAGUAUGAUUUUUAGUGGGUUUUUUUUCUCUUCUGUUCACCAAGCCUGCAUUUAUUUGAUUCAGAAUACAGCAAAAACAUUACAAUUUUGAAAUAUUUUUACUAUUUAAAAAUUUCUAUUUGAAUGUAUUUUACAAUGUAAUUUAUUCCUGUGAUGCAAAGCUGAAUUUUCAGCAUGAUCCUUCAGAAAUCAUUCUGAUUUGCUGUUCAAAAAGCAUUUUUUAUUAUUAUCAUCAAUAUUUUUAAAAAGUUGCAUACUUUUUUCAGGAUUCUUUGAUAUAUAGAAAGAUCAAAAAAAUGUUGGCGAAGAAAUUACAGAAAUUAAUAUUUUUAUUUAGCAAGGAGGCUUUAAAUUUAUCAAAAGUGAUGAUAAAAACAUUUAUAAUGUUACAAAAGGUUUCUAUUUCAGAUAAAUGUUAUUCUUAACUUUAUGUAAUAAUUUUUUUGAGCAAGUCAGCAUCUUACAAUGAUUUCUGAAAGAUCAAGUGACACUGAAGACUGAGUGAUGAUGCUAAAAAUUCAGCUUUGCAUCACCAGUGUAAAUUACACUUCACAAUAUAUUCAAAUAGAAAGCAGUUAUUUUAAAUAGUAAAAAUAUUUCAAAAUAUUUCAAAAUAAAUACAGGCUUGGUGAGCAGAAGAGAUGGCUUCAAAAAAACAUCCAAAAUCUUACUAUUCAAAAACUUUUGACUGGUUUUGUAUGUUAAAUGCUUUGUUUUUCCCUAACACUAUAUUUAACAAUGAUCUGUAACUCUUUACCUCCACCAGUUUCUUCACUCAAACGCCAAAUAGAAUCUCUAACAGGACUCUUUGCCGUCAACAUAACACUGAUUUCCUGUUUGGUGUUGAUGUUCAUCACAGAUCCUGUGGUGCCUGCCUGUCUGUCUGUCCGUCAUUCUCUCAGUAGACCUUAUAGAUACGACCGCAGCAUUACACACCAAAGGUGUCAUCAAUAAAACAAAUUCAAACCA
This is a messenger RNA of Labeo rohita (rohu), 5012 nucleotides long. RefSeq names its product mitogen-activated protein kinase kinase 7 (gene map2k7). Gene Ontology annotation, molecular function: ATP binding; protein kinase activity. Lineage: Eukaryota; Metazoa; Chordata; Actinopteri; Cypriniformes; Cyprinidae. Bases 27 to 1343 code for a protein of 438 amino acids. Gene Ontology annotation, biological process: protein phosphorylation. The record is from RefSeq and is a predicted model, not a curated record. The transcript has 12 exons.